CAGCUGAGGGAACAGCUCAGUUACCUUAAGGGUGAUAACUUUUUUAGGUUUACUUGUUCAGAUUGCUCAGCAGAUGGCAAGGAGCAGUAUGAGCGGCUGAAGCUAACAUGGCAGCAAGUUGUCAUGUUGGCAAUGUACAACUUGUCUCUGGAAGGAAGUGGACGUCAAGGUUAUUUCAGGUGGAAAGAGGAUAUCUGUGCUUUUAUUGAGAAACAUUGGAAUUUUUUACUGGGAAAUAGGAAAAAGACUUCGACAUGGUGGAGCACAGUAGCAGGCUGCCUUAGUGUGGGAAGCCCUAUGUAUUUCCGUUCUGGUGCUCAGGAAUUUGGAGAACCCGGAUGGUGGAAACUUGUUCAUAACAAGCCCCCAACAAUGAAACCUGAAGGAGAGAAGUUGUCUGCCUCCACUUUGAAAGUAAAAGCCUCAAAACCAAUGUUGGAUCCCAUCAUUACUGUUGAGGGACUCAGAAAACGGGCAGGUCGAAAUCCUGUGGAAUCUGCCAUGGAAUUAAAAGAGAAAAGAUCUCGAACACAGGAAGCAAAAGACAUUAGAAGAGCCCAAAAGGAAGCAGCAGGCUUUCUUGAUAGAAGCACAUCUUCCACCCCUGUGAAGUUCAUAAGCCGAGGUCGUAGACCAGAUGUGAUUCUUGAGAAAGGAGAAGUGAUUGACUUUUCAUCCUUGAGCUCUUCUGACCGAACCCCGCUGACUAGCCCUUCUCCUUCUCCCUCACUGGAUUUCUCUGCCCCUGGGACACCAGCCUCUCAUUCUGCUACACCUAGUUUGCUUUCAGAAGCAGAUCUGAUUCCAGAUGUGAUGCCACCUCAAGCCUUGUUUCAUGAUGAUGAUGAAAUUGAAGGUGAUGGCGUUAUAGACCCAGGGAUGGAGUAUGUUCCACCCCCAGCUGGAUCCUCAGCUUCUGGACCAGCAGGAGGCAGAAAGAAGGUCAGAGCCCCUGAACAGAUAAAGCAGGAGGUAGAAAGUGAGGAGGAAAAGCCAGACAGGAUGGAUGUAGACAGCGAAGACACAGAUUCAAACACUUCUAUGCACACAAGGGCUCGAGAGAAGAGAAAACCUCCCCUGGAGAAGGACAUGAAGCCUAAAGGGCCCAAGUAUACUCCUGUGAGCAUCUAUGAGGAAAAACUGCUUCUCAAGAGGCUGGAAGCUUGUUCCAGUGCAGUGGCCAUGACACCGGAAGCUCGGAGACUGAAGCGGAAGCUGAUUGUCAGGCAAGCGAAAAGAGAUAGGGGAUUACCACUUUUUGACUUGGAUGAAGUUGUGAAUGCUGCCCUUUUGUUAGUUGAUGGAAUUUAUGGAGCCAGAGAAGGAGGAGUUUCCAGGCUUCCAUCUGGACAAGCCACUUACAGGACUACCUGUCAGGACUUCAGGAUCCUGGACCGAUACCAGACUGCCUUACCAUCUAGGAAAGGAUUUCGGCACCAGACAACCAAAUUUUUAUAUCGAUUGGUGGGAUCAGAAGAUAUGGCUUUGGACCAAAGUAUUGUCAGCCCUUAUACUUCUCGGAUCUUGAAGCCUUAUAUCAGGCGUGAUUAUGAGACAAAGCCACCCAAACUACAGCUCCUGUCACAGAUUCGUUCUCACUUGCACAAGAGUGACCCUCAUUGGACACCUGAGCCUGAAGCACCUCUCGACUACUGCUAUGUCCGACCAAAUCACAUCCCAACAAUCAACUCCAUGUGUCAGGAGUUUUUCUGGCCGGGCAUUGACCUGUCUGAGUGCUUGCAGUAUCCAGAUUUUAGUGUUGUUGUCCUUUAUAAAAAAGUCAUCAUUGCCUUUGGCUUCAUGGUUCCUGAUGUGAAAUAUAAUGAAGCUUACAUUUCAUUUUUGUUGGUCCAUCCUGAAUGGAGAAGAGCAGGGAUUGCAACUUUCAUGAUUUAUCAUCUGAUUCAGACCUGCAUGGGCAAGGACGUGACCCUUCACGUCUCAGCAAGCAACCCUGCUAUGCUGCUGUACCAGAAGUUUGGAUUCAAGACUGAAGAGUAUGUUUUAGAUUUUUAUGAUAAGUAUUACCCAUUGGACAGUACUGAGUGUAAACAUGCUUUCUUUCUAAGGCUCCGGCGCUGACAUGAACUCAGAAAGAACCGUUUG
Molecule: messenger RNA, 2106 nt
Organism: Dipodomys ordii (Ord's kangaroo rat)
Lineage: Eukaryota; Metazoa; Chordata; Mammalia; Rodentia; Heteromyidae
Gene: Kat14
Product: CSRP2 binding protein
Exons: 9
Coding region: 124-2082 (652 amino acids)
Molecular function (GO): acyltransferase activity, transferring groups other than amino-acyl groups
Source: RefSeq, a predicted model, not a curated record